AUGGCCUCCAUGUUCGAGGCUCUCCAACCACAUCAAGAAGACCGUCUCCACCUCAGGCUUCAUCGCGCAAGGUCUGUCGUCUUGACAAGUAACGAGCUCGUCGAACUGCGCGCAGCCCAACGCACGUUUGAGGGUGCUUACAUGCGCACGGCACUGGGCCAGUUCUCAUUCGCCCUCAUCAUCCUCAAAAUCUUCAACUCGGACUUCUAUACCAUCGGCGCCCUCUUUGCCGUGUACGGGGCUGCCAUCAUGCUCGUCGCCGCCUACCGCCGCUACGAGGGCAACAGCCAGUUCUUCGAUCGCGUUGAGAGCGAGGAUCAGUCCUUCGAGGAGAGCGAUGGCGCGGGCGGUUCGAUCCGGCACCUACGGAGAGUUCGGGUGGUUAAGAAAAUAUUCCGCACUAGCGGCAACAGCGUCGCGCUUCUGGUGUUGUUGAGCUUCAGCUCCUACGUGGCACUAAUGGUGCUGCUGUGGCACCUUGGCACAUGA
Messenger RNA from Lasiosphaeria miniovina, 489 nucleotides. RefSeq lists its product as uncharacterized. The coding region runs from base 1 to 489 and encodes 162 amino acids. The record is from RefSeq and is a predicted model, not a curated record. Lineage: Eukaryota; Fungi; Ascomycota; Sordariomycetes; Sordariales; Lasiosphaeriaceae. The transcript has 3 exons.